Molecule: messenger RNA, 2097 nt
Organism: Cynocephalus volans (Philippine flying lemur)
Lineage: Eukaryota; Metazoa; Chordata; Mammalia; Dermoptera; Cynocephalidae
Gene: DNAJB2
Product: DnaJ heat shock protein family (Hsp40) member B2
Exons: 11
Coding region: 180-1211 (343 amino acids)
Biological process (GO): protein refolding; positive regulation of proteasomal ubiquitin-dependent protein catabolic process
Cellular component (GO): endoplasmic reticulum membrane; cytosol
Molecular function (GO): ATPase activator activity; Hsp70 protein binding
Source: RefSeq, a predicted model, not a curated record
GCCCGGGGUAACAGGCCGAGCCGGCCUUCUGCCGGUCUCCAGUAGGUUCCGAGCCGCAGACGCGCGCGCACAGCCGGGCCGGACGGCUCCCGCGGGGCGCGCACGAGGCCCGGACGCCCGGCGGAGGAGGUGCGGCGAGGGCCCAGCCCAGAGGAGGCCCGCCUGACGACUGGGUUGCCAUGGCAUCCUACUACGACAUCCUGGACGUGCCUCGGAGUGCGUCCGCCGACGACAUCAAGAAGGCGUAUCGGCGCAAGGCCCUACAGUGGCACCCAGACAAGAACCCGGACAAUAAAGAGUUUGCUGAGAAGAAAUUCAAGGAGGUGGCCGAGGCAUAUGAAGUGCUGUCUGACAAGCAUAAGCGGGAGAUCUACGACCGCUAUGGCCGGGAAGGGCUGACAGGGGCAGGAACUGGCCCAUCUCGGGCGGAAGCUGGCAGUGGUGGGCCUGGCUUCACCUUCACCUUCCGCAGCCCUGAGGAGGUCUUCCGGGAGUUCUUUGGGAGUGGAGACCCUUUUGCAGAGCUCUUUGAUGACCUGGGCCCUUUCUCGGAGCUUCAGAACCGGGGUUCCCGACACUCCGGCCCUUUCUUUACCUUCUCUUCCUCCUUCCCUGGGCAUUCCGAUUUCUCCUCCUCAUCUUUCUCCUUCAGUCCUGGGGCUGGUGCUUUUCGCUCUGUUUCUACAUCCACCACCUUUGUCCAAGGACGCCGCAUCACGACACGCAGAAUCAUGGAGAAUGGGCAGGAGCGGGUGGAAGUGGAGGAGGACGGGCAGCUGAAGUCAGUCACAAUCAAUGGUGUCCCAGAUGACCUGGCACUGGGCUUGGAGCUGAGCCGUCGUGAGCAGCAGCAGUCAGUCACCUCCAGGUCUGGGGGCACUCAGGUCCGGCAGACCCGCGUGUCACACCCCUCUGACAGCGACCUCUCUGAGGAUGAGGACCUGCAGCUUGCCAUGGCCUACAGCCUGUCAGAGAUGGAGGCAGCUGGGAAGAAACCGGCAGGACUCCCUUCUCCUUCCUUUCCGAGAAGGCCUCAGUGUGGCGAGGAAGAUGCUGGGGCUGGUAGGGCCCUGAGGUCUUCUGGGGAGGCUAGCUGGGUGGGACGGGAGCCUCUCAGAGUCCAGAUUCGGAACCGGAGUCCACUCCUCCUCCCUUCCUCUUGCUGCCUCAGCCUGCCCCUGGCCUCGGGACUAGGCAGAGAUGUGUUCUGAGUUGGAUGGCCGGGAUCCAGAAUCGCUGCACGGUUUCAACAGGACAGCGCUCCCCCAUGCGCUGGGAGGGGACACUCCAUUCCUCUCCCUCACCCAUGGCUGAGUGUAGUGCUGUAGUGUCGGGGCCUGGGUGGUGGGUGGGGCUGGGUGGGAGGCAUCAGUAGUCUUAUCCUGUGAACUCUCUUCCCCCCACCAUCUGGUGCUGUCUCUUGAGUACUACAAGUCCCAGAAUGCAAUGCACUGGCCUCAUUUCUGGUAUGUCAGGCUUGGGGGAAGUAGUGCGUGGUUAUGGAGCUGUGCAUCUUGGGACAUGUAGUUCCAGCCCACAUAGGCCUGUAACUCCCUGUGAGACGAAGGUCUUGUCUUUUGAUUUGUCCCUGGCAGGGGUGGCGAGAAUGUGGGUGAAGGGGGAAUGAUCAGAGCCUCAGUUCCCUUGACACCUCUCACUAGCCCCAGGGUUAGAGUGGGCAAAUCAAAGCCCUGCACAUUUGGGAGAGAGUCUUUUCCUGUGGGCAGCCUGGGGUCUGAGGAAGAAGCCAGGGCAGGCAGCAGACUAAGCAGGGCAUGGGCUCACAGCUUUGAAGGGAAGGCUGUCCUUGUGGGGCCUGUGUGGCCAGGAUUGGCACGUGAGGGGAGCUCGGGCAUGCUGCUGCUUGUAUGGCUUUCUUUGGCCCCGAUCCUGCUACCCAUUCUUUCUCUCCGACAUCAUGAGCUGCCUCUCCCCCUCCCUGUCUGGGGAGCCCAGUGGCCAGGGAGGGGAGUGGUGGAGCCGGGAUGUUGCCAGCCUGUACGCUGAGCCUCAGAGACCUAUCAAAGCCAGCUGGGCCGAGCUCAGACAGAGGGAAACACUGGAAGUCAAUAAAGCUGUUUUGAGACCUUGGUGGUA